UAUGACCCCUAUGGAUUUUGAGGUCAUAGAGUCAAAGGCCAAGAUCACAAUUGUAUAUAUAUAUAUGAAUAUAGGUGAACAAAGUUAAAUGUAACUCCUAUUUACUUGUUCUGUGCUCUUUCAAGGAUACAAAUUUAUCUGCAAAUAUCAGUCAUCAUUUGAACAUCAUUAAAAACUCUACCUACUAUCCCCACACUUUUGAAUGGUCAUGAUCCUUAAUAAGACUGCCUCAAAGGCAAUAAAUGUCUGACAAAUUAGCUGUCAUUCCAGUGAAUGCAUAUAUAUUUCAUUCAGUUGUGCAUUUUUUCCUGAUGACAUUGCUCAAGAUUGAAUUAUUGCGCAUUUAAGGCCAUACUACCCUGAAGUUUGAGAAACUACAACAAUAAUACAUGUAAUCUUUUAUUACAAAUCAGUGUGUAUGCUUAAUUUCAAGGGUAAAAAACACAACAUUUGGUCAUACAUUUAUAUUAUUGCUUGCCACUGUAGCUUAUUAUAUUUACUUGAAACUUCAGUAAUUUUUCAGAGGAAUAUUCGUUUGUGUAUUUUCAGGGUAACCAAGAUCAGAGUUACAAGGGAGACCGUUGAGGUUGGCAUUCCCGAGAUGAGGUUCACAUUGGAGGAAGAACUGAACCCCACUUGCCUGUUUACAUUUAUUUGCCGGGAGAGAGACUUUAUACAAUUGUGCAACAACUACAGGUUGAAUGUUGUAGAUUCAGAAGACCUUUUUGAGCAGAUCUUGGAUAGUUUACAGGAUGUGAAGCAGUCAGGGCUUAGGGUUCGUCCCCUAUUAUUUGAAACAAUGAAGACGGUGGCCCACCUGAAACUACCAAACCUAGAGAUAAGAUGGAGACCGGCAUGUAAGACCAGAGUGGCACAACACAACAAGAUGCGGCAGGAGGAGAAAGAAGCGGACAGAAAGAGACUGGAGCGCAAAUGCAGAAAUCAGAGAGGGAAUGUUAAGCGUCGGCCACACACCCAGGUUAAGAUUGAAACGAUGGAAGCUAUGAGAGUGGAGAUGGAUCGCAUGAGAGCUGAGAUUGCAGAAUUGAGGGAGGAAGUCAGGUCUCUUAAAGAAGGGGCCAAUACUUGUACGGCCCCUUCAACUGAAAUGGCAGAACAGAGCAGGAUCCCAAGGCCAAAGGGACCUGCAUCUGCCAGUGCGCACAGGAGCCUUUUUGCAGCUGUGCGCAGGAGACCUGGCUUCGCUGCGGGCAGUGCUUCUACAACGUCAACUGCGUGCAGGACAUCAACAACAACUGCAUCAACAACUGCACGCAGUACUUCUGCCCGCAGCACGGCAGCAACUGUGGGCAGCUCUACACGGAAGACAACAUCUGCCCGCAGCUCUGCUGCCACUGCCCCCAGCAUGUCAUCAGCUGGUGGGCAGACUUCUGCCCCCAGCACAUCAUCAGCUGGUGGGCAGACGGUCGAGGGUGGGGCAGCUCGAGGUCGUGGAAAAGUCUCAACAAAACGUAAGCGUGUUGAUGACGAUGGGGGGCAGGCAAAGAAAAAACCGGCUUGGAAAUGAGAAUAAAAAUGCCUGCCCCUCCCCCACCCCUCGACCGGACUCCCUCUUCUGCAUCUCAGCCAAACAACAUCUCUCUCUGAUCCAAAGUAUUUAACGACUAUGAUCCAAAUCGCUCCACAUCGCUCCGCACCUCUUCUUCACCUUGUACAAAAUCCCUGCUCAGCAUCGCUACAUACAUGGCUGCAGUUUACCUAUAAUACGAAGGCUGCAGUGCUCUACAAUGGCUAGAGCUGUGUUUGUGUCAUGCCGGUCUCCAUGGGCCACCGUCAACAACGUCCUGAUUGUGAAUGUUGUCUGAAAAAAACACUUGAAAGGACAUUCCCACGAACAAGAACUGACGAUUUGUUUUAAGUUGUUUGUGUUCAUUUUUUAUUGGUUAAAUACAGGUUUGCCUUUUGAAAGAUGCCAUUUUUUCAACAGUGUUCUUUAAAAAAAAAAGAGAAUGUUCAUAGCCUCUUUCAUGUUUUAAAGGUAUGAUGUUCAUAUUACUAGACUUAUUUCACACCUGUUAAAAUCAGAUAAAUUUCUGAAAAG
Molecule: messenger RNA, 2062 nt
Organism: Mya arenaria
Lineage: Eukaryota; Metazoa; Mollusca; Bivalvia; Myida; Myidae
Exons: 9
Coding region: 419-1528 (369 amino acids)
Source: RefSeq, a predicted model, not a curated record